AUGUUAGCUUUUGUAGGUCAGUACUAUUUAAAUCAUAGUACUAGGGGCAGUGUAGUAGUCAUCCCCAGAAUGUUAUUCCUCCCAUAUGAAUACUCGGCAGACAUUCGGACUAUUCACAUGAUAGUACUCUGGGAAUAUCAAUACUUGAAGUUAAGAAGUUAUUCUGACACAAGGGUAAUCUAA
Plasmodium inui San Antonio 1 is the source of this 183-nucleotide messenger RNA. RefSeq lists its product as hypothetical. Lineage: Eukaryota; Apicomplexa; Aconoidasida; Haemosporida; Plasmodiidae. The record is from RefSeq and is a predicted model, not a curated record. The transcript has a single exon. The coding region runs from base 1 to 183 and encodes 60 amino acids.